Molecule: messenger RNA, 3256 nt
Organism: Selaginella moellendorffii
Lineage: Eukaryota; Viridiplantae; Streptophyta; Lycopodiopsida; Selaginellales; Selaginellaceae
Product: integrator complex subunit 7
Exons: 6
Coding region: 27-3152 (1041 amino acids)
Biological process (GO): snRNA 3'-end processing
Cellular component (GO): integrator complex
Source: RefSeq, a predicted model, not a curated record
ACGAGGUUUUAGGGUUUUUUGUAGCAAUGAAGGAGAUAGGCGCCAUGAAGGCGCUGGCGUGGUACCGGGAGCUCGACAUGGAUUAUCGAUCCUUGAAAACAGGUCUGAUCGAUUUCUUUCUCUUCCCACCGCAGCAUUCGACUCCUUCGAUCUCUCUCUCAGGUGGACAAUGCGAGGCGAUCAUGAAUCUAGCCCCGCGGCUGCUGCAGUGGAGCCUGGAGCCCCCGGCUAACCAGGCCGCCGCCGAUCACUUUGGGCUGGAUCCCGGCCAGGACCUAGCGUCCGCCAACGCGAUCUUCUCGCGGCUCGCGGACUCUUUCAAGAAUGGCAGCAAUGUCAUCCGGCUGUGCAUUCUCAAGGUACUUCUCUAUGUGUACAGAGGCCACAGGAAGGCCAGGACGUCGACUAAGUCCUUGCUUAGCGGUGAAAGGAUCUCCGACUACGUCGAGGUGUUGAAGAAGGUGAAGACCGUUGCUAGGAGCACCGAUCUCACAGCUCGGUGUCUCGCCAUCCGGGCUCUUGGAUGCUUGGCUCAGCUCGACUGUGAUAGCAGUGACUUGCAUCGGCUUGUUCUACUGUCGAUGGACUCCACUCACGAGCAGGAGGUGGAGGCUGCAUUCUUUGCCGCGGGGUGUUUCUCCGAGAACUCGCCAUCUUUUGCUGCUAUGUGCUCCAGAAAGCUGAAGGAUGUAUUGGAAACAUCAACUAGCCUCGACUUUGCGGCAAUUCGUGUUUUGUCCAAAAUGUGGAUAUCAUCUGCAGUGGCGGCUGACGUUCACAAGUUUGGAGAAGAGAUGCUGCUUAAGCAUCCCAACGACGAGGUUGCAAAGGUGACGCUAGCUGCUCUGAGCAACCUCGCCGGGAAGGCGAAAUUAUUACUUCCAUCUCACGUUCGUCUGCUACUGGAGUAUGCCAAUUCGGAUCGUGGAGCGUCUGUCCAGAUGCUUUCGCUGGUUUAUCUGACCAAGUUAUUACCUCAAUCGAUAUAUUACUUGGAAUCUGUGGAGCAGGAGCUUGUGCCGCUCUUUACAGUGGUCAAAGAUACGAACAAGCCUUCCGUGAUACGCUGCCAAGCUUUGCGUCUUCUUCAAAAGGUGGCAACGAAUUAUCCUAUAGAAUGUUUGAGCCAAUUCAUUUCUCUCGGGGAAGUGAAUUCUCAAGACGGACAGUGGUCUGUCAGUUUUCAAGCGCUCCGCCUGCUCGUAGAGCUUGUUUGCAAGCUUGAGCGCUCCAGACAACCAUCGGACUCGGAAGUUACUGAACUCUUGAAGAAGAUAUCUUCGCUACUUUGCCAUCGUCUUAUCACGUCUCCUGAUGGUGCUGCCGUUCAUUGCUACCGUUUGACUCUGAGACUGGUCGUAAACUCUACGAAAGCCUGCUAUAUUCUUGUGGAAUCUCUUGCUCAGAAGCUUCAGUCCACUAUCACGAAGGACGAAGAACAAAACGACGUCUCCGGCGAUACUGUCAUGCGUGACGCGACCGACGAUUCAUCAAAUAUAACUCUACUGGAGCCUACUUGUCGCUGCUUACUUAUCUGUGCGACAAACCUGGAUUUGAACGACUCGAAGAUGACCACCAUUUGCGAGCGGGUCACACGGGUUUCUCAGCUCCUGAGCUCUUCCGGUGCUUACGAUAAAGCCUACAUGGGCCUACUUCCAGCGGUUUUCAAAGUAUCUCUGCUUGAAGGUUUAGAUACUCCAGAGUACGCGCAACAAGCUGCCGAGGCAUUGGUGCAGUCAUCGAAGUUCUGGCCUGCAUAUAAACUUGCAAAGACCGCCUGCAUCUUUGGACAGUGGGACAUCGCCGAAGGCAUUUACCGAGUUAUCUGCGAUGUAGUCACGUCCGAGGCGUGCUAUUUCUGGCUCAAGGCUCUUUUACAGCUAUGCUCCGCUGAAAAGCUCUGGUCUAAAACAGCAGGAGACGCAGGAAACGCGACAUUUGUGGAAACAGGUUGUCAAUCUCUACAGAUGCUAAAAUCAUCGGUAAAAUCAUUGGAAGCCGGAGUUCAGCUGGACAGGUCUAUAGAGUUUGAGUUUCAACGUCGGUUUGUGAGGCUUCGAAUCCGACUAUUGCAAAUCAUGAUGGAAGCUGUCGCGCUUUGCAACUCGGUUCUUCAACAUCAGCGUGUACAUGGCGGGGAUCUUACUGCCAAGGGACUUCUUUUGACCUGUUACGGAAAGGCGCAGCUGAUUGCGUCAGACUUUCAGGCUCUCGCUGGGGAUUUCUACAUCUUAAGUAUUUCCUUCAUCGGCAUUGACAACGGCAGCCUGGAACUUUUAUACGCCAGGAUGUUUGAAUCCUCUCUCCUGGCGUUUUGUACAGCUUUUGCGUUUCUACCAUGGCCCAGAGACACUUGCAACGGUUUGAAACGCUCGAGGACGACGGCUUUCAGUUUCACUUACAAGGCGGACGUGUUUGAAGAAGUUGCCCACUUUAUCCAGGGACGUACUAUGCUGCAGCAGUUCUACGACGUGCUGGGACGCAUCGCUGUUGGAGAUUUACGCUACAGACGCAACGUUCCUUGGUUUAAAACACAACCAGCUACGCAGGUUGUAAAGAGUGUGUGGAAGCAGGCCUUGCAUCUGAAGUUCUCCGAGUCGAACGGGGCUACGUGGACUCAGGAGAAAGGGAUUCCAUUCUUAAACGAAGCUAUGCGUCAGCUGUUCCGUGAGGAAUAUGUGCUGCCUAGAUACUUCUUCAACUCGAGGCCUCGAACGCAGCUGCGGUUGCAUGCCCAUACAAAAGAGCGUUAUUUUAGUGUUCCCAGGGGCUCGCCUCUCUCUUUAAGUCUCGGCCUGGAGGUAAUUAAUCUACCAGCAGGUUUUGCGCUGAAGAGGUUGUCUUGCAUCCUCGCGCUUUCCGGUUCUACGCAGCAUGUCUCGAAUUUUACUCGUGACACCAAAGACCAUGUCCUUCUGAAAUGGCUGGCUGGUCGAGACAACGUGUCAGAGUCAGAGAAUACUUUAGCGUUCAUUUCUUCGUCUCUGGAAGGCGAGCAGACCCAGGGGUUGUGUUCGUGUACUAUAGAUGUCUCGAAUCUUUCGCCAGGAGUUUACCAAGUAUCAUCACGCUUAUGCGUCUGCACAGACAAAAGAGGUGUACAGUGGAUGCUGAAGGGACCGCGCUUCGAUCAAAAGUUAAAAGUUGUAUAGCUACAAGCGCCAACGUUUUGCAGUCGAAAGCAAAAAUACGAGUUUUCACUGAAGAGAGCUGAUUGUUCUCAUUUUCAAAUGACGCGCUUCCAGCUAUUUUGAUU